AUGACGCAGACCCUUUCCUUGGAGAAGGCACCGCUCUCACCGUCUCGUGCAUCGCGGCAGUCGAGCAUGAGCCCCACGAAGAAGCAGGCUGCCGCCAUCCGGAAGAGCUUCCAGCGGCCAAAGUUUUGGGUGAUGGGCUUUGGCUGGUGCCUGGCUGCUUGUGCCGGCGCAGCCAACGUCAUUGCCUUCAAGAACUGGACGCUCUAUGCGUCGCAUGUGACUGGAAGCACAUCCCAAAUCGCCUUCCGCCUCGAGGGCUACCAUCAGGGCGAAUAUGGCGGCGAGACCUUGAAAGAAGCCUGCUGCUUGGUGCUCUCAUUUUUUGCAGGAGCCUAUGCAUGCGGGCUUCUCAUCGACAAGAACCAGGUGCACUUCAUGGGUAAGGCGUUCUAUGGCCUAGCCCUGAUAUUGAACUCUGCCUUGCUGAUCACGGCAGCCCUCAUCCCAGGACGCCUGGUUCCAACAUGCUUCGUGGCAGCUGCUUGCGGGCUGCAGAACGCCAUGUGCACUUCGCACUUUGGCGCAAUCAUCCGCACCACGCACGUCACCGGAACUGUCACCGACAUUGGCUCCACUCUGGGCCGCAUCAGCAUGAUCUACCUUCGGAAAGCCUGUCGCUGUGCUCCACUAAACGCCAUUGAGUGCGCUGAAAUUGGUGUAGAUGCGCGCAAGUUGGGCGUGCUUUCAGGGCUGUGGUCUUUCUACUUGUUCGGAGGCCUCAUCGGGAUCUACGCGGAGAACAUCAUCCCAGGUCCUUUGGCGCUCCUGGUGCCGGCGUUUGUGACGGGCAGCAUGGGCCUGUUCUACAUGGACUACAUCAAGAAGCUGGAACGGGAGCGCUUCGCAGAGGACUUGAAGGAGGCCCAGACUGCCUUGACCCAUCUGAACAGCCGCCUCCAUGACAUCGAGGCUGGCGGUGGUGACCAGCUGGCUGAUGAUCUGGACACAGAUAUGGGUCACAUGAUCGAGGCCCUCCAUGAAGUUGAGGUCGACUUUGAGAAUGUCUACAGCCAGCCACAGCGAGAGGCAACGCAGGUGAGCAAGAGUCGGAGCAGCAUCAUGCCCGAUACCCGCGCCACUCUCUGA
Symbiodinium pilosum is the source of this 1086-nucleotide messenger RNA. Lineage: Eukaryota; Dinophyceae; Suessiales; Symbiodiniaceae. The record is from the annotation of a GenBank genome assembly.